Equus quagga is the source of this 1576-nucleotide messenger RNA. RefSeq names its product small nuclear ribonucleoprotein U5 subunit 40 (gene SNRNP40). Gene Ontology annotation, cellular component: catalytic step 2 spliceosome. The record is from RefSeq and is a predicted model, not a curated record. The transcript has 10 exons. Lineage: Eukaryota; Metazoa; Chordata; Mammalia; Perissodactyla; Equidae. The coding region runs from base 43 to 1119 and encodes 358 amino acids. Gene Ontology annotation, molecular function: protein binding; RNA binding.
UCGGCGCGGUCUGUGGCGGCGUUAAGGAGAGCGGCCGCCGCCAUGAUAGAACAGCAGAAGCGCAAGGGUCCGGAGUUGCCGCUGGUUCCGGUCAAGCGGCAGCGGCAUGAGUUGCUGUUGGGAGCCACGGGGUCGGGCCCCGGAGCAGGGCAGCAGCAGGCGGCUCCUGGAGCUUUGCUGCAGGCGGGCCCUCCCAGGUGUUCCUCCCUUCAAGCCCCAAUCAUGCUUCUCUCGGGACAUGAAGGGGAAGUGUACUGCUGCAAGUUUCACCCCAAUGGAUCCACCUUAGCGUCUGCAGGAUUUGACCGACUAAUACUGCUGUGGAAUGUCUAUGGUGACUGUGAUAACUAUGCUACGUUGAAGGGACACAGCGGAGCAGUGAUGGAACUGCAUUAUAACACAGAUGGCAGUAUGCUCUUCUCAGCAUCCACAGAUAAAACUGUGGCCGUGUGGGAUAGUGAAACAGGCGAGAGGGUUAAAAGGCUGAAGGGACAUACUUCCUUUGUGAACUCGUGUUAUCCGGCCAGGAGGGGCCCCCAGCUUGUCUGCACUGGCAGUGACGAUGGCACAGUGAAGCUUUGGGACAUCCGAAAGAAAGCAGCCAUCCAGACAUUUCAGAACACCUACCAGGUGUUAGCUGUGACCUUCAACGACACAAGUGAUCAGAUUAUUUCUGGUGGUAUAGACAACGAUAUCAAGGUCUGGGACCUGCGCCAAAACAAGCUGACCUAUACCAUGAGAGGCCAUGCAGAUUCAGUGACUGGCCUGAGUUUAAGCUCUGAAGGCUCUUACCUUUUGUCCAAUGCAAUGGACAAUACAGUCCGGGUCUGGGAUGUCCGGCCAUUUGCUCCCAAAGAGAGAUGUGUGAAGAUAUUUCAAGGAAAUGUGCACAACUUCGAAAAGAAUCUUCUGAGAUGUUCUUGGUCACCUGAUGGAAGCAAGAUAGCAGCUGGCUCAGCCGACAGGUUUGUGUACGUGUGGGAUACCACAAGCAGGAGGAUUUUAUAUAAGCUGCCCGGCCAUGCUGGCUCCAUCAAUGAAGUGGCUUUCCACCCCGACGAGCCCAUCAUUCUCUCAGCAUCCAGUGACAAGAGACUGUAUAUGGGGGAGAUUCAGUGAAGAUACGGAGUGGAAGACUCCAAGGCUGCUUGACCUGGAGGCCUCAGACUGCGUAAGUGGCAUCAGAUGGUGCCCGGGCCAGCAUCUUCCCUUCAGAUGAAGCCUGUUACUAGCCAACACUGAGGAGGUGGCCGUGUUCCAACCACCACAUGUCUCCCAUUUCACCAGGGUGACUAAGGCAAGCUUCCAGUGGCCUCUCAACACCACCUGCCAGAUUUCAGGGACUGUUUGGUUUUUUCGUUGUUUUUUUUUUUAAAUGAGUUUUCUUCAAAAGGACAGACAUUGGUUGGUUCGUAAUUUCCUGUUUUCUAAUCCAGGCCAAAGACAGGGAAUGUGACUGAAAUUUGUUUGAUGGGGAUUUUUUAUUUUUAAUUCAAUAACUGGCUUGUAUGAUAUUUUCUUUCUGUAUUUCUCUGAGUUAUUUUGUAUUAAAAGCCAGAUAGAUGCCUUUUGACAA